This is a messenger RNA of Aspergillus welwitschiae, 315 nucleotides long. RefSeq lists its product as uncharacterized. The record is from RefSeq and is a predicted model, not a curated record. Lineage: Eukaryota; Fungi; Ascomycota; Eurotiomycetes; Eurotiales; Aspergillaceae. The transcript is spliced from 2 exons. Bases 1 to 315 code for a protein of 104 amino acids.
AUGGCGUAUGUUCGGGCAGGCGGAACGAGAACGACGGCUGAUUUUGAUGAGCUUGCCCAACGUGUCUCCGAGGCGUGGGAUCGAGUGAUCCGUAAUGGUGAGCCAGUAUUGGAGGAGAGAAAACUGAAUGCGGUGUUUGUCUUGGGUGGGAUCACUACAGGCAUGGAGAAUGGGUUUUUACUCCCUCGGGCUGGUGAGGAUGCUAGCUGGCUAAGGUCUAAUGCUCCGAAGUUUGAAGAGCUAGCGACGCAAGGGGAUGCUGAUUUUAUUGAACUUGUGGAGGAGAUGCGAAGUAGGAAUGAUCUAUCUGUCUAG